Messenger RNA from Capsicum annuum, 2486 nucleotides. RefSeq names its product L-type lectin-domain containing receptor kinase S.6. The transcript has a single exon. The record is from RefSeq and is a predicted model, not a curated record. Lineage: Eukaryota; Viridiplantae; Streptophyta; Magnoliopsida; Solanales; Solanaceae. Gene Ontology annotation, molecular function: protein kinase activity; ATP binding; carbohydrate binding. Gene Ontology annotation, cellular component: plasma membrane. Gene Ontology annotation, biological process: protein phosphorylation. Bases 232 to 2238 code for a protein of 668 amino acids.
UUUUCUUGUGUCUAAAUUAAUAUACUUGUUAAAUUAUGAAACUCAUAAUUAAACCUAACAAAAAAGAAAAAGGCAAGUAACGAAAACAAUAUUUAAAGCCCAAGCCAGUCCAGUUGCAUCCUAUCAAACUCAACCCGACCCGAGUAACUAUACUAACCGCUGUAUCGGGGAACUCCCGCUCAAUUGUUCCAACUGCAAAACCUCUCACUCCCAAAAUCUCCAUAAUCCAUCAUGAAAAUGCGUUUCACUGUGUUUAUCAUCGUUUUAACCAUCAAUUCGCUUUCCCUUUCAGCUGAUCCUUUCAACAAUGUUACUCUUUACGGCGACGCUUUAUUCACUUCAAAAUCGAUCAACCUCACUCAACAACGCAACUGUUCUUCAUCAUCAUCGUCGUCUCCGUAUUCUAGCAUUGGAAGAGCUUUUUACGCCUACCCGGUUCGGUUUAUUGAUUCUUUAACCAAUAACACUGCUUCUUUCUUGUGUACUUUCUCUUUUACUGUAAUCCCUCCUUCCCCUUCUUGCCCUUUUGGUGAUGGCAUGGCGUUUUUCAUCACUUCUGAUGUUGAUGAUUCUAUGGGUUACUCUGAUGGCUACAUGGGUCUUCCCAAACAAGAUUCGGAGACAGAUGAUUCCUUCUUGGCCGUGGAAUUCAAUACGAAUGAUAACCUUAUCAGUGUUGAUACUAAAGAAGUUAGAUUGUUGGGUUCGGUUAAUGUUGAUUCAGUUGGGAUUGAUUUGAAAAGUGGGAAAGAAAUGGCGGGAAGGAUUGAGUAUAAAGAUUCGGAGAAAAUGAUGAGAGUUUGGAUUGGUUAUGAGUUGCAGAUUAGGCCACCCAGUCCUGUUCUUUCAACUCACAUUGAUAUUUCCAAUCAGUUGAAGGAGUUUAUGAGGAUUGGUUUUACUGCUAAAGGGUCUGCUGUUUAUAGUAUUAGUCGUUGGCGAUUUAGAACGUUUGGAUUGAUUUCGUCUCCAAUGGCGACUUGGGAUGACGAAGGGAACUGUUUGAUGUGUUUCCCUGAGGAGGAAAUUGGUGAGCAUAAGUCUGAUUCUCAUCAUGGUAGUAGUAAAGGCUUUCUGAAAUUGACUUAUGGGGGGUUAGCUACUGUUGUUACACUUGCUGCUUGUGUUCUUGCUAUUUCGUUCGUUUUAGCGAGGAGGAGAAAAUGCGAUAGAGUGGAGGAGACUAAUGAAGGGCAAAUAUGUAGAUUACCAGGAAAUAGAGUGCCUCAAAAAUUGUCAUUAUCUGAAAUAAAAUCGGCUACGGAAGGUUUUAAUCAUGAAAGGAUAAUUGGUGAAGGAGCAUCUGCUGUUGUGUAUGAAGGGGAAAUUCCUUCUAAGGGAUCUGUGGCUGUUAAGAGAUUUGUACACGGGGGUAGAUUGGGUCCUUCAUAUGUUCCUUUCAGUACUGAAUUUGCUUCUAUGGUUGGUUGUUUAAGACACAAGAAUUUGAUUCAGCUUCAAGGGUGGUGUUGUGAGAGGAAUGAAUUGGUCUUGGUUUAUGAAUUCAUGGCUAAUGGUAGCCUUCACAAGAUCCUCCACGAGCGAUCGCAUUUGACUAAGUUUCUGACAUGGGAGAGAAGGCUGAACAUAGUUAUUGGUGUGGCAUCUGCUCUUAUGUAUCUUCAUGAAGAGUGUGAGAAUCAUAUAAUUCACAGAGAUGUGAAGAGUUGCAAUAUAAUGCUCGAUGCUGAGUUCAAUGCCAAGCUUGGUGAUUUCGGGUUGGCAGAGGUGUUUGAUAAUUCUAAGACAAGGGAUGCUACGGUACCAGCUGGUACAAUGGGAUACUUUGCACCUGAGUAUGUCUAUUCUGGUGUUCCAACUGUUAAAACAGAUGUGUAUAGCUUUGGUGUUGUGGUACUAGAAGUGGCAUCAGGGAGAAAGCCUAUUGAAGAAGGUGGCGUUUUGAUUACUGACUGGGUGUGGGACUUGUGGGAGAAAGGGAAGAUAACUGAGGCUGCUGAUCCGAAACUAAUGGGGCGAUUUCAGAAGAACGAGAUGGAUAGAAUGCUGAUCGUGGGACUUUCUUGUGUGCAUCCCGAUCAUGAGAAGAGACCGAGAAUGAGAGAAGUUUACCGUAUGCUUAAAGAUGAAACUGCACUUUUCAUUUUACCUCCAAAGAAGCCAACUGUGAGACUCCAAUCUGUUUUACCAGAGGGGUGUGAAGAAAUCAUGAAUUGGGCUGGAAGAGUGGAGGAUACACCAUGGUCCACUCCAAGAACUCAUUUUAGCAGGAACUAGCUUUAGCUUUGAGGAGGAAGGGCAUUAGCAGCUGAAUUGUUUUUGGACACACAAGGAUUGAUUCAUCUUUUGUGCUAUUCAAGAUUUCUGAAUAUAGUGUGUCUGAUUUGUACCUUGUGUUUGCAGCAAGUAGUGCAAAUAUUGCUAAAUUUUGGUGUUGAGUAGAAUCUAGUAUUUGAAAUUUUACCUUGUAUUGAAACUCAAAAGCACUUUCAAGAAACAAUAAUUAGGAGAAAAUUUACUUUUGA